Fimicolochytrium jonesii is the source of this 792-nucleotide messenger RNA. RefSeq lists its product as uncharacterized. The coding region runs from base 144 to 677 and encodes 177 amino acids. The transcript is spliced from 4 exons. The record is from RefSeq and is a predicted model, not a curated record. NCBI's taxonomy places the organism in Eukaryota, Fungi, Chytridiomycota, Chytridiomycetes, Spizellomycetales, Powellomycetaceae.
GACUCGGUCCAUCGACAACGUCCAUUGCUGUUGUGUCGAUAGACUCGAUAGUACAUGCCGGAUCUGGAGGCAAUCGAUUGUAUACAGUAACCUCCCAUCCAUGAGGGGACUCUCCGACGGGCCCGCCCCCCCAUGAUGGAUCUAUGACUUCGGUCAAGAGUGCCACCACUGCACAAUAUAUGGGAGAGACCCCGCUAGAGAUACGCCGGUGCAGCGCCGCCGAACGGGAGCCAGCGUCACCUCCAGGCUCCAGGAACCCGAUGAUGAUGAUUGCGGACCAAAAGGGGCCACCGGGAGUUGGCGUCGCAAGAGGCAUGUGCAGAAAGAAGCCCCGACGCGAAGGCAGCACCGGGAACAAGUCCUACUAUCACCUCUUACGUCAAGGCUCGAAUAACACUGUCUCCGAACAGGAUGAGGCUAUGGAUACGCUGGCAUAUGCGCCAGGAAGUCCCUGGAACCCCAACAGGUCACCUUCGCAAUACCGCUCAACUAUGAUCUUGAGCCACCGUCUUUCCACCCCCUUCUUUCUUUUUAUGGUUUUGCUUGGCGGAUUUCUGAUCUGUGUUUUCAAACGUUUGACGAACAUUACGUCGUAUCAGCCCUGCCACCCCCCAAGCCCAGAGUCGCUGCCACACUCUCCGAAGCCCGUCUCGGAGCCCCUCCCGCUUUUUUACUAAAAGUGCUCUCUGCAGACUCGGUCCCCGCUCGUUAGUCUACGGCGCAUGGGUCGACUCCAUUGGCGGCACCGACAGCCCAACAGCACUGAACCAGCGGUUCAACUACAAGCCAUUA